Olea europaea var. sylvestris is the source of this 1057-nucleotide messenger RNA. Its product is annotated as ribonuclease 3-like. The record is from RefSeq and is a predicted model, not a curated record. Lineage: Eukaryota; Viridiplantae; Streptophyta; Magnoliopsida; Lamiales; Oleaceae. Gene Ontology annotation, cellular component: extracellular region. The coding region runs from base 30 to 797 and encodes 255 amino acids. Gene Ontology annotation, molecular function: RNA binding; ribonuclease T2 activity. The transcript has 4 exons. Gene Ontology annotation, biological process: RNA catabolic process.
UCUCUAAUUUGAAUUGGAAAAUUUUUCACAUGCAAAAUCCAAUGUUCCUAAAAAUGCAGUACCAAAUGUCCAAUCUAUUCAUUCAUACUUCAAAAUCAGUCCUCUUAUGUUCACACGCAAAGAUGAGCUCAAUAUUAAUCAAGAUUUUGUCAAUGCAAUUCUUGUUUUUCCUCUGUGCCUCACAGCAAUAUGAUUUCUUUUACUUGGUUCAACAGUGGAAUCCAUCAUACUGUAAUACAAAGAGAAGCUGUUGCUACCCAAUCUAUGGAAAACCUGCAACAGAUUUUGGUAUUCAUAGCCUAUGGCCGUAUUUCGCCAAUGGUUCAUACCCACAAAAUUGCAAUAAGAUUCACAAGUCAGUCUUCGAUGAAGCUAAAAUUUCAGAGCUGAUUGGUAGAAUGCAAAAGGAUUGGCCAAGCUUAUCAUGUCCAAGUACUAAUGGCUCAAAGAUCUGGAAGCAUGAAUGGACAACACGUGGCACUUGUUCAGUGGCUACCCUCGAUCAGCAUUCAUAUUUUGAAGCAGCUUUGAACAUGAAGGAGAAAAUUAACAUCCUUCAAAUUCUCAAGAAUGCAGGAAUCAAACCAGGAGGAGUUUAUAGCAUUUUUGACAUUAACGAAGCUAUAAGAAAGGUAACUGGACACGAAGCAGGGAUACAUUGCAACAAAGAUGCAUUUGGCAAAUCACAACUUUACAAAGUUUAUAUUUGCGUCGAUCCAUCGGGUUCGAGAGUCAUUGAAUGUCCAGGGAUUCCCAUGGGAAAAUGCAGAUCCACCAUUAAGUUCCCUUCAUUCUAGACAUGUCGUGGCUUGUGGAGGGGCUAAAUUGAUUGUCAUCUUUUGUGUUUGUCAUGAAUCCAUAUUUGCUUAGGAAGGGGUUUCGUAUAGACUCCUAGGCUUCUAGCUCGUCUAUAGCAAUGAAAAAGAUAAAAAGAAAAGAAAAAAUUAAAAUCAGAUUGUGUUGUACCAAACUAGUUUAUGAAGGCUUCUUUUUCAGCUUUCUGGAUUGUGUUGUUCAAGUGAAAUGUACCAAUACUUAUGACAUCUUCAUUGGCACC